UACACUUUUUGUUGCUGGAACCAAGUCGAAGUACAUUCCUUCAAAGGUCCAUCCCACUAUUAAAACGCUAUUUCCCAAUUCGGUGAUUGUUGAGUUAGAUACCGGUCAUUGGGUUCAUUCCGAGAAGCCUCUUGAAUUUACAACGAUCGUGACGGAUUUUUUGAAAAAUGGUCUUUCUAA
Messenger RNA from Racocetra persica, 180 nucleotides. NCBI's taxonomy places the organism in Eukaryota, Fungi, Glomeromycota, Glomeromycetes, Diversisporales, Gigasporaceae. The record is from the annotation of a GenBank genome assembly.